Caenorhabditis angaria is the source of this 5685-nucleotide messenger RNA. The record is from the annotation of a GenBank genome assembly. NCBI's taxonomy places the organism in Eukaryota, Metazoa, Nematoda, Chromadorea, Rhabditida, Rhabditidae.
AUGUUGAAAAAUUUUUUAAUAUUUUUCUUGUUUUGGCUGGCAAAACCUAUUGACUUUCUGACCUUUGAUAAUGGUGAGUUAUUUGGAAUGAGACUUUUUUUUUGAAAUUUGGAUUGGUUUUUUUGCGGAAAGAUCGAGGGUUACUGUAAGAAAAUCGAAGAAUACAGUAACUUUCGUUUUUUUUUCUACAGGAAAUUUGAAUUUUUCGAAAAAAUCUUAUGUUAGGUUCUCAGUGACGAAUACACUUGUGAUGAAUAAGUUCUAUUGUUCCACAAAAAAAAGUUCACAUGCUUUAUUAGAAUUUUUAUGUGGUAAAAAACCUUUUUUCAGAUUACUGUGGAUAUAAUGUGACAAAUUGUAAGAUUGAAGAGAAUAUGAAUAUAACAAAUGAAUUUUUCAAACAAAAAUUACAAGACAGGAUUAUCAAUGUGCGAAGGGUUUUGAAUGAUCAAGUUUUCAGUUUUAAAGGUGAGAAGAGUCUCUUAAAAACACAUCAACGUAUGAUUUUUUUUCAGAAUUUUUUGGUAGAACUCUCCGAAACACACAUCUCGAUUUGGAUUCAAUGUUUUCAAGUACAUAUGGAAGUUUUUAUCAGGAAAAUGUGCAAAUAUUGAAUGGACUUUUUGAAAGGAUACGGAACUUUUCAAUGUCAUAUUCUGAAGCAAGCAUGAAACAUAUUAUUGAAACAUUUUUUGAUGAUCUUUUUUUAGUGGUUUUUAGAAUCACCAAUCCUUUUGUAAGUUUGGAGUUCUCCUUGAUUGUUUUUGGUAAAUAGAAAUAGAGUUUCAUGAAAACGAAAAACUUUUCCAUCGUGUAUGUAUUCUAAAACAAUAAUAUUUUCAGCAAUCAGUAACCGAGAAAAAGCUAAAAUGUAUGCAAGAAUAUUCGCGAGAUAUUGAAGCAUUUGGCGAUUAUCCACAAAGAAUAAUAAAUCAAUUGUCACUUCCAUUAACUAAUUGGCGACACUUUAUUUCUGCCAUCGAAACUCUGCACACAAUUUUGGAAGGCUACAUGAAUGUGAGUCACUAAUUAAUCAAUAAACACAACCUUUAAUUGAAAGGCAAAAACAAAAAAGUCCGCAUUUUUUCGGUCUCUUCUAAAGAUUUAAAUAACAAAUGACUUUCACUUCGACUCAAAAUGUCCUUCAUUUAUGACAAAUAAAUAAGAAAGCACUUUUUUAAGGACUGAAGUAUUUAGGAAAUGAAAUCAUUUCUUUUUUUACAGAUAACACUUACUGAACAGUGUCAAAGAGGAUUAGCGCGAUUAGACGGAUGUGCACAAUGUGCAAAUGUUCAAGUGAAACCUUGUCAGAAUUACUGUAUCAAUAUUUUGUCAGGUUGCACUUAUCAAAUGCUGGAAAGUGAAGAAGUUUGGAAAGAGUCGGCAGGUUUGUUUGAAGUUUUAUUCAAUUAAAAUUCUGAAUAGGGCUGAAUUUUCAUUGAAAUGUUUUUCUUUUCAGGGUUACUAAUUCAAUUGGCCGAGCAAUUGAAUGGCCAACAAAAUCUGGUGUCUUCAAUUGAUCCGGUUGCAAUUUUGAUAAGUGAAGCGCUGAUGCAUUUUCAAGAAAAAAGUGAUUAUAUAACUAACAAGGUGUGGUAUUGUUAUUAGUUUUUGGAUUUUCAAAAAAAUACGUAAAAAAUCGCGUUUUGAUUAAAUUACAAUCACAUUUUUAAAAUAUAUUUGUACUACACAAAAACCAACAAUCAUUUUCCAGAUGAUUAGUAGAUGUCUCUACAAGGAUUCCGAAUCUUUCUUAUAUCGUCGAAAACGUUCAAUAGCAAAACCAUAUCCACCAUCUCGAAGAACAAUUGAUCAUCGAAUUCUCAACCAAAUGUUUGCUGCAUUCAUAACCAAGGUAUUUUUUUUUAUUUUUCCGAAAAAAAUCCAUAAAAAUAUUUUGCUCCUCCUUGGAAGACAACUUCUUUAUCAAAAAAUAAAUAAGAAGCGGAUUAGAACACCUAAGAAGGUUAUUUCUCUUUUUUCAGAUGGAAAGAUUCGAUUCGUUAUUCGGCAAUGUUCCACGGUUUGUGUGUCAAGAUGAAGAAUGGGGGACCAAUGAUAAAAGUCAAUGUUGGAAUGGAACAAGUGUUGGAAAUUAUAGAUAUCCUAUCGCAAAUUUGUCGAAUCCUUUUGGAAAUCCUGAAUAUCAGAAUAGAAAUAUAUUGACAUUCAGAGGUUCGGUUUUUUGAUUUGAAAGAUUUGACCGAAAAUAGAACAUGAGAAUUUUUCUAGGAAACUAUAUGGAUGAACGACUUCGAAUGAAAUGGCUGCAAUCUCGACUUCAGAAUAUUGUCAUAACAAAACCAAUAAUUCACCCAUUGUCUGUAGAACAUAUCAAUUCAGACGAUGAAGAUUAUGUAAGUAAACUUCGAUCCCCAAACAUCAAAAAUUAUCAUUUUUUUCAGAAUGAUUACGAAGUAGAAGGUUCAGCAGAUUACCACAACGCCCCUUUGAAAUCUCCAGUAACUCGUCAAAUUGAAAGAAAUCGUAUUGAAAUUGUCAUAGAACCUUUUCCAAUAACAAGAAGUUCAACAAAAAUCAAUCAAUAUAUUAUACUUGUCACUUAUUUUUUGCUCAACCUUUGAUUAUAUCUGUAUAUAUUCCCAAAAUCCCAAAAUAAAACAAUUGUUCAAAAUGUUUGCAGUUUGACAGGGACUCUUUAUGAAAGAAAACGCGCCCCAUCGCAUCUAUUUUUCUCUAACUUACACACUAUUUCUCUCCCUUUUUUAACACUACUACUAGGUGUUUGUUUUUUUCGUUGUAUUUUAGUUUGUUUUUUCAAAAUUUAUACAGUCCUUGUUUAUUCAUCGUUAUAUGGAGGAUGAGAAUGACGAUAAUUUGUUAUUUCGCACGUUUUCUGAAUUAGAGAUUGAAGAGGAAAUCAAGAAGGAAAUUGAGAAUCAAAACGAUAUUCAAAGUAUGUUUUUUGUCUGUUGUGCUUAUCAAAUAAAAAUUGUUUGAAUGCAUGGAAAAGUGACGUUGCAUUAUUAAAUUUCGUAUGUACUGAAUUCAUUUUUCAGAUCCUGUUCAACAAAAAUCAUCAAUCUAUAGAGAAAUAUUAGGUCUUAUUAGUUGCACGUGUUGCAUUAUGCUCGUAUUAUACUCACUUUUUUCAAUACUUGGGUGAGUUUUUUUUAAUGAAAAAAAAGGGUUUUGAUAAAAUUUCUAUAUUUUAUUCUAGGUUCUACAAUGGGUCAAGAAAUUUGAUUCAAGCAAAAGCUGCGGCCAAACCAUUUUUCGCUGAUUUUCAUCGUGGAUUUAUUGAUGAUAAUUUUGAUGGAACACUCAGAACUUCAAGGUAGCUAAUUUUCUAUUAAAAAAAUUUUGAAAAUACAUUGCUCAUUUUAGAAAAACAUCAAUCAACUGUUGAAAUGUUCUAUUCACCAUACAGUAUAAAUUCCAAGCAUUUUCGACGGAAAUAUUUCGAUGUCGCAAAAUCGAUGCGAAUUAAUCACCCAGUAUGUUUUUUUAAUUGUUCAAUAAAAUUUUGAAAUUCAAAAAAAAAAUGAUUGCAGAAAACUCAUCCAUAUUUCUCCGCUGUAAAUUGCUUUGAUAGUGGUGGAAAAUGUCGGCAGAAAUAUAAAAUUCAAAAAUAUCCGAUUUUGAUGGCAACUUCGUAUUUGCAGCAAAAAUCGAUUUAUAAUGGACCAUCAGAGGAUAAAUAUGUGAUAAGGUAACUCUAGAAAUAUUAAAAAAAAAUUAUCUGAAAAAAAUUAUGCAGAUGGCUGAAUCGAUUGCAAAACUCAGUUCAUCGACUAUCGAUAGCGGAAGAUUUGGUUGAAUUGGCAAAACAAUACGAUUUGAUGGUGAUUUUGUAUGUUGAGAUGAGGAAUAAAGUUUCACCAUAUUUCCGGAAUUUCACAACGGCUGCCUAUCAGUUUUAUGAUGGAAAUCCGAGUGAGUUCUUGCUUCAUUGAAUCAACCAAUUUUUCACAUUCAAAUUCAAAUCAUACUAUUCCAGACUCGGAAUCAACAAUUUUCUGUGUUGUCACUGAUCCAUACAUUGCAAAAAGUUAUCAAAUUCACAGCGAAAACUCGAUAGUUUUUGUCAAUUCAGGUAUAUUUUCAUCUUAUUUUUUUCCAAAUCCUUAUCCAAAAAUCUUAUUUUUCAGAAUUGAAUGUUCUUCUAACUCAUGAGAACAAAGCCUGGAGCGUUGAAGAAUUGUUAGAUGGAGUUCGCCGAUAUUCUACAGAAGUCAGGAAAAAAUCGAUAGAAGUUUUAAACCCGGGAUGGCAAAAUUUGGCGUCGUCCCAACUUGCAGAGGGAAUUAAUUCAAGCUCGGUUUUGCUGUACCUUACGAAAAAUCCAUAUUAUAAUAGCGAGAUUUAUAAUAUGUUUCGUGAAACUGCCAAGGAAUAUUUUCACUGCAAAGAAAAACAUCUCCUUUCGCCAUCAACUUCUGAGGAAAAUGUCACAAUUCCCCUGGUUGAAGAUUGCACAAACGGCGUGAAAUCCUAUUCAUGUGAUGUGAGUGUACCUCAAAAAAUUUGGAAAAAAUUCGAAUUUUUUUCAGAGAAACUCCACUUUAAAAUUCAUAAUUGCUGAUUCACUCACGGAACCUCAAUUAACAACAAAAUUCGGCGGUGAACAUGUGAGUUAUUUUUCGAGAUUUAAAAAAAAAUUCGUAUAAAAAAUGUGUUCAGGACAUGAUUGUUGCUAUAAAUGGUGAUCAAGAAGUGACAAAAUUUGUUAGAGGGAAUAUCAGUAGAGAAUCAAUAAAUUGUCUGAUUCGCCAACAUCAUGAAGCCGCUGACAAUCAAUUUGUCGUCGAAUCUUCUAGUGUUGUACCAAUAACAUCUGAAAUUGAGAUUAAUGAGCCUAUAAAUCCAAUUGGUGAAGCAAGUGGCUUGAAAUUCAUUGAUGAUAUUAACAAAGUUAUUGGGCCGGAAAAGGUAUGGGAAACAUUAACAAGAAUUUUUUUAUAAUAUUUUUUUCAAUCAAUUUCAGAACACUGUGGCGCUUUUCACUAGUGGAAUUUGGCAUAGUUCGUCAGCUUCAACGUUGGCAGUUUUUCAUCAGACUGCUGAAUAUUUUUCGAAGGCUAGUAAUUUGGUGGAAUUUGUUGUGUGAGUGACUACUUUUGAAAAUUGAAUAAUAUAACAUUUUCAAUCCAAAUUAUUUCAGCGUUGACGUCACAAGAAUGCAUGUGCCAUACAACUUCAACUUUGACCAGCUUCCCAGAGUUAUCGUAUGUGCUGCAAAAAAGUAGGGCUUACCACUUCAAAAUCACUAAUCUUUGAGAAAAAAAAUUUGUAGAUUAGGUACAAGUUGGUCAUAUCCAACCGAAUUGCCAAUAAGUUUUCCAAACUUGGUGAAAUUCAUAACAUCUCGACAUUCAAUUGAACUUCGAACUCUGCCUUUAUUAGCAAAUUGUGAUUCAAAGUGUCGGAAAAGGUAUUUGAUUUUUUAAAUAUGAAAUACAUAAGUUAAUGUAAUGUUUUUCCAGAACUCAAUGGAAACUUCGAUUGGAACGAACACGAUUAAAACGAUCAAUGCGUAGACAUGUAUCGAUAAAUCCAAGGUUUGUUCAAUAUCUGGUUUUCUUGACAGCAGCUUGCUUGAUAAAUACAUACAUAAACUACUAGAUUUUAUCACGUCACUUUUGUUGUAGAUCAAACAUUAAACUUUUCAGGAAUCGGGUCGAACUUGCAUAUCUGAAUCGGGUGCUAAAAUUACUAUCGUGA